AUGGACUUCUCUCUGGGCCUAAGGCUGGGGCCUCGAAAUAAGAAGGCUACCCACCAGGAGCCCCUUCCCUCCUCUGGGCACGGACCUCCAAGUACCUCUCCCUGCUUUUCUUGUCCCCCUUCUGCCUGCGCCUGCCCCUGUCCCAGCUGCCCCCUUCCCGCCUGCUCCUGUACCGCUUGUCCAUCCUAUACAGCUACCUGCCCUUCCUGCCCAGGCCUCCCUGGCUCACCCUGCACCUGCUCCUGCCCUCCUUGCCCUGCCUGUCCUCCAUCCACGUGUCCCCAUACCUACUGCACCCCCUGUUCCAGUCCACCCAUGACCUACUGCCAUCCCUCCGCUUGCCCCGUGUGCCCCUGUUCCAUAGGCCAAACUGCCUGUCGCAGCUCCCACCCGGGCUUCAGUGGCAGCUACAGCUGUAGUCACGGAACUGCCUGGGGGCCUCGGGGUUCCACCGGCUGCUGCAGCAGCGUCUGCUUCAGGAGACGGAGGGCGUCCCAAGGGCUCUGCCUGAUCAUCUAG
This is a messenger RNA of Acomys russatus (golden spiny mouse), 519 nucleotides long. RefSeq names its product sperm mitochondrial-associated cysteine-rich protein. Bases 1 to 519 code for a protein of 172 amino acids. NCBI's taxonomy places the organism in Eukaryota, Metazoa, Chordata, Mammalia, Rodentia, Muridae. The record is from RefSeq and is a predicted model, not a curated record. The transcript has a single exon.